Messenger RNA from Zootermopsis nevadensis, 11762 nucleotides. Lineage: Eukaryota; Metazoa; Arthropoda; Insecta; Blattodea; Termopsidae. The record is from RefSeq and is a predicted model, not a curated record.
AGAAACAACUAUGCUUAAAAAAUGGCGUGAGUGCGAGCGUCUCAAUGGGGAUAUCUUUUGAUAGACAUAUGUAUGUUGUAUGAUUUAAUGAAUGGGAAUAAGUUGUGUAUUGUAUAUUAAUUCUGAAGAAGUAUUCGGAUCUCAUUUUAAGAAGGUGUAGGCAUCACAGCAUGUAGCAUCAUGUGAAGUGGCCCUUAUAAUUUGUAAGGCUGUUGCUGGAUGUAUGGUGAUCCCAGCAGUACUAGUGAUGGCCCGCAGAAGGAAGGGGGCUGGAGGCAGCAAGGCAGCGGCUAAGUCGCAAAACAAGGCUUGUAGGAAGAGUAACGGUUUAUCAGAAGAAAGGCUUAACGGAUCCCUGUUGCCUCCAACCACAAAUGAGUCAGAGGAGUCAUGUGUGAGCCAAGAUGAUAAUCUGACUCCCCUGUCAUGUCACACCCCUAUUGAGAUGUGCCCCACAGACCCAAGUCUCGGUGAGCCACCUCCGUUAACUACUUUUAAAAUAAAUUCAUCGCCUCAGCAUGUUCCAUUGGUGCACAAAAAAUUUAGAAAAUUCAGGCACAUGCUUGAGCCUGGGGAUGUUCAAGAGCCACAAAAUUGUGUUACUGCACUGGAGAAUGUGGAUCCAUGUGAGACCCAUAUACCACAGGUGCUUGAUAAUCAAGGAGAAGAUAGUGUAAAAGAAGUGAUAGAACAACAAGAGAUAGAAAUGGCUGAAGCACAGGAUGUACCUGUAGUGUGGGAAGAAGAAGUUGUUGAGGAGACUGUUGUGUGUGAAGGAAUGGAAGUAGAGUUGGAAGACACAAGAAGUCAGGAUAACAACAUGAUGGCUGAGGAGGUGGAUAGUCAAGAGAGUGACUAUGAUAACAUGAUUGAAGUCAGGGAUAGUGAAUUCAGUAGCCAGGAUGGACAAGUGAUAGUAGUGAGAGAAGAUGGCUACAGUAAUCACUACAACCAAGAGUUGGUGGAUGUGGGAGAUGUAUUAUCUCAUCAUAGAUUAGUGGAAUUUGGCAAUACACAGGAUUCUGAAAAGAAUACAGGUCCUCAAGUACAGGAGAUAAUAGCAUUUGGCAGUGAGGAUAGUCGAGGAACUAUGAGAGGAGUUGAAGAAUGCAGUGAGGAUAGUCAGGUGCUUGUAAGGGGUGUGGGGAUGGAAAUCCAUGAUUGUGAAGGAAUGUUGAACCCUGUAGCUUCUGAGAAUGUAAUGAAUAUUAUAAAAGCUGUCAAAGUUGAUCACCAAACAGUGAUCUUACAAGUACCAGACAGCCAUUUAAGAAACAUUAAAGAAGAGAGUGACAGUGGAAAUUGUGAAAAUUUAGAAGGUGUUACAUUUAUAGAAGACAGCAGUCAAGAAAGUAAAGAUAUUGAAAUUAAUCUGAAUCAUAGUACAGUUAAAGUAUUGGAAGACAAUGAAAGUUACAUUGAAAGUGAUGAAAUUCAUUUAGUAAAUGUAAGGAUGAAAGCAAACUAUCAGACUGACAUGGGAUUGAGUUUGAAUGAGCUGAGAAAUUUGGAAAAAAAUCAGGUCGCUAAUAGAGACAGUAAAUUAAUGGCACUAAGAACAAAUUUACAUAAAUCUCUAGCUGAAGUGAAAUUAGAUUCUGAUGUUCAUUCCCCUGAAAAUGAUAAAAAUAUUCAUGCAGAAGAGGAUAGUCUUCUGCAGAUGCAAGAAGUUUCAGAUGGUCAACACAUGGCUGUUAGAAGUAAUGAAGAUGAAACUGAGAGGAAGCAGGUGCCAGCAUUCCGCAGUCGAAGUGGCAGCACAGAUACAACAGGUUCAGAGAGUAGUUCUAACUGCAGUUCUGGAGUCCGGCGUAGCAGUCGCAUUCGGUCAAUUGGCAUUAUGAAACAGAGGGCCCAGAAUAGGGGUGAUACCAUAGAGGCAUCAGUAAUAUCAAGUGACAAGGAAGGCAGUGAAACUAAAACAUAUGAAGGGAGGGAUAGUUCAGAUUGUUGUUCUGGCACUGACACACAGUCUGAUAAAGAAAAUGUGACUGGCAUCACAAAAGUACCCACACCAAUGAGUUCACCAGCUACAAUGCAUGGAUUGAUAACUCCAGGCAUUCCAGUAUAUGAUAUUGACAGUUGUAAACCAGUGAAAGUGAAGUCGCGGUGGAGGAGGUCCAGUGAACUGGAAAUGGUAGGCAGUCGGAGUAGUGACAGUGAAUUGGCAGCCACGCCACCAACACCUAGUCUCUCGCCCAGACCCUUGAUAUCGGUUGCACCAAGUUUAUCACCUAGACCAGCAACUCCUACUCCAAAUCCCACUGUUCGACCUAUAAUUCCUGCUAAUGUUACUAAUGCAGCAGUCAUGCCCUCGGAGCAAUCAGUUUCAAGCGAUGGGUCCAAGAAGGACAGCCGUAGUGAUAGGAAAGAAAGAGAAGACAAGGAGACGGAAGAGAGGCUCCGGAACUUUGACAGACUUGUUGAAAAUGAAUAUCUAACAGAGAGAACUACAAGCAAAGAAGCAAAGCGUAUGGUUUGUGAUUGCUUCCUUACCAAAGAUGAAAUUGCUCGUGGAGAAAUGGGAUGCGGUGAAGAUUGUCUGAAUCGUCUGCUUAUGAUUGAAUGUGGUUCAAGGUGCCCUGUUGGUGAGCGUUGUACUAACAGACGUUUUCAGAAGCAAGACUAUGCCAAAUGUGAUAUAUUCAAGACUGAAAAGAAAGGUUUUGGUUUGAAAGCUCUUCAAGAAUUACCCAUGGGAACAUUUGUAAUGGAGUAUGUAGGCGAAGUGUUGGAUCCAAAGGAAUUCCGUCGCCGUGCAAAAGACUAUGCCAAGGACAAACAUCGUCAUUAUUAUUUCAUGGCUCUCAAAUCUGAUGCAAUAAUUGAUGCCACUAUGAAGGGAAAUAUUUCGAGGUUUAUCAACCAUAGCUGUGAACCUAAUGCAGAAACUCAGAAGUGGACAGUCAAUGGAGAGUUGCGAAUUGGUUUCUUCAGCAAAAGAAAUAUUGCUGUUGGUGAAGAAAUUACAUUUGACUACCAGUUUCAGCGAUAUGGAAAAGAAGCCCAGCGUUGUUACUGUGAGAGUGUAUUGUGUCGUGGUUGGAUUGGGGAAGAUCCAGAGAAGGAGAAGCGUGAUCGAAAAGAAAGAAAAGAACGAGAACUCAAGAAGAAGAGAGAGGAGAGGAGACGAGAUGUUAAAGAAUUUUUGGAAGAUAUGGAUCUUGAAGAGGAGAUAGAGAAACUUUGUGUGUCUGGGUUGAAGAAUCGCGCUCACACCCUCACUCUUUGUCGCUUAAUGGUUCGGGCAGAAGAUCUUCAGUCUCGUGCUCAGCUACUCAAAUUACUUCAGGGUGGUGAACCAGCAUGUCGACGUUUAUUCCUUGAUUAUCACGGCCUGCGCCUCAUUUGGAGCUGGAUGAUGGAUGUUGGUUCAAAUAAAUCUAAUGAUGGGCUAUGUUUAAGAAUGGAGAUUCUUCAAACAUUAUCAAAGCUCCCUAUACCAAACAAGACAGUGCUGCAAGACAGCAAAGUGAUGGCUGUGGUUGAGAAGUGGGCUUUGCAACCAGCAAAUUCACCAGCACCAGAUAGUUUCCUGGCCGAUGGCUCAGGUGAUGGCAUUGAAGGUCAGAAUACACCUCAUCAAGAAGUGGGAAGGAAAGAGAGGUCAUCAUUGGAAGAGGAAUCUGGUAGUGAUCAUGAUGCAAGCAAACCUAGGACUGAUGCUGUGUUACCAGUUAUAGUAGAAGUUCCAGAUGAAGAAACAUUGCAAGGAAUUGAAAGUGAGAAACAACUUGUGGACGGUAUGUCAGACACACAAACAGAACUGCUUCCAGGAGAUGUGUCACAGGUAGUGAGCCGUGGUAGUGAGUCAGAUGAGGAAGCAAGCAGUGAAGUGACAGACAAGAUACGUAGUGGUGAGGACAGUAAAGAAGAAGACCGAACUAGUAUGGGUGAGAAUGAUGUUGCAGACAAAAUCAGGACGUUCUUAGAUUUGGCAUCUGGUCUGCUUAAUGACUGGACUAGUCUGAAAGAGGUGUUCCGAAUCCCAAAGAAAGAGAGGAUUGAGCAGAUGAAGGAGCAUGAGCGGGAAGCUGACAGAGGCUAUAAGGAAUACUUAGACAAAGAGAUUCAUCAUGAGAAACAAUCUUAUGACAGGCAUUGGCGUCAGGAUCGUUUUCGUAGUGAUUAUGACAAACGAGAUCGUGAUCGCAAAAGGAUGCGAGAAUCACCUGAUGCAGAUAGAAUUCGAAAGGGCUCAAGAUUUGAUGAUAGUUGCAGAAACCUUGUUCCAAUUCCUAGGUUAUCUAAACAUGAAAGGCGACAGUUAUUUGCCAUGAAAGUAGCACAAGAAGAAGAGGAAGAAAGACAGCGUCGGCAGCAACAGGAGAUGUGGCGUCAUCAUGAAGAUCGCUGUUUAGCGCUGGGUCUUGAUCCAAGCUUAACCGCUGCCUUUGAUCCACAGACUGGCUAUCCGUGCUUCUUUGAUCCAGCAUCCAAUACUUGGCAGGCCUACCCACCACAAGAUCCUAAUUCAUUACCUCCAGGUGGAAUGACUACAGAGAUGGGUCCUUCACCAAUGUUCCAUCCUAAUAAUCCCAUGAGUCCUCAUUUGCCAGCUAUGCCUCCCCAAGGGGUCCCUCCUCAUAUGAUUCCCCCAGGUGGAUAUGAUCCUAAUAAUCCUCAUGUUCCUCAUCAGCCAAUGCCAUUUGAUCCUGGGAACCAUCAAGUGAGUGGUAUUCCUCCACACCAACAUCAUCCAACAUAUGCUGAUCCUGGCCCUGGUGCUAUGGACCCCAACUUGACAGAGUUCAUCCCUCUGCCAAGUGGUCCACAGCCACCACCCAUGUUUCAACACCAGCACUUGUAUCCAACUGCCCCAACACCUGGUCCAGGCACAGCACCAACACACCCAGCACCCAGCAUGCCAGUUGAUGCACAGUCUGUCCCCCAGCCCCACUACCAUCACCAGGUUCAUCCUGCCUCACUUCCCAUCCAGCAACCUUUUGUACCAGCUCCUCCACCUCCACUGCCAGCCCCUGUUCAUCUUCCACCUAAAUGGAAGUCUGCAAAGGAUUCUGAAGGCCGUGUAUAUUACUACCAUGUAAAAACGCGAAUAUCACAGUGGGAACCACCGCAGUGGACCGAAGCAGACCAGCAGCCAGAUUCUGAGACUUCUUCUGAGUCAAGUGAUGAUGAUGAAGAUGAAGAGGAGGAAGAUGAAAGCUCAAGUACAGAUGAAGAAGAGGAGGAGGAAGAAGUUGAACAAGAAGAAAAGACAGAAGAAGAUGAAGAAGAUGAAGAUGAGGAUGAGGUGGUAGAAGAGAAAGAGGAUAUUGAGGAAGACGAAGUGAAAGAUGUAGCCACUGAAGGAUCAGUUCCUACUGUUGUUGAGGAGGAGAUGGAGUUGGUACAAGAAGAGACUGAGCCAACUAAAGAUCAGCUAGAGGAGCCUAAACGGAAAGAAAAGCGAAGAGAAGGGCUAGUUCAAGAACGUAUAAUAAGUCCACGAAGAGAAGAAGAUAGACAAGAUAUGAAAAAAUACCGAGAAAUAAAAGAGAAACUUCGUCGAAAGAAGGAACAGUCACGAUCUCGAGAACGAUCUGACCGAUCAAAGAAAAGGCAUCGAGAUGGUAAACAGCGUUCUGGCAGCAAAUCAUUAGAGAAACCUGUCACUGUAGCAGCAGAUACAUCAAGUGAUGCUGCUAGAAAAAUCAAGGAUCAAUUUCGUUUACACAUGGCAGGUGUAAUUGUGCAGUACCUUAACCCGUAUCGGAAACCUGAUUGCAAAGCAGGGCGUAUCACAAAUACAGAAGACUUCAAACAUCUUGCUAGAAAGCUGACUCAUUUUGUGAUGCUGAAGGAGCUGAAACACUGCCGAAGUGUUGAAGAUCUUGAGUGUAAUGAUAAUGUGAAACAUAAAGCACGUGACUUUAUCAAGAAAUAUAUGGCCAAAUUUGGAACUGUUUAUCAGAGACCUAAAGAUGAUGAUUAAGUUUUAGAGAAAAAAAAUUUCCUGUGAAGAGCAUAUGGGAGUUGAGAAAUUGUUGCUAAUUUUGACACGUUAAGAUGGAAGACUGCGAGUUAAUUCUACUGAGACUGAACUUUGUAUCUUCCUGAUCUGAAAGUCUUGAAUGCCUGCAUAACAGUGUUUCCAAUCAUGGGUGCAUUUAUUUAUCAUGGUGACUGCCAUAGAUAUUAAAUUGUGGAAUUUUAAUAAAUUUACAUCAGAGAAACAGCUCAUGUUUAAUUCAUAAAUCUUGUAUCUUCAUCAGUUUAUAGCCAUGGUUUUUGCAUUCGUGCAGAUGAUGUUAAUGUCUUGUUUGCAUGACAGACUUUACAGCUUGUUCCUACUUACCAAAAGUGAAACAAGAAAGGUUACAUUUGUUAUAUGUGUUUUGUUUUUAAACUGUUAUAUGAAUAUAUGUGAAGGUGUAGCCAUAAAACUGCCCAUGUAGGAGUGAGAACCUGAAUCCAUGAAAUGAAUCAGUACUAAUAACCAAUGUUAAAUUCUUUUGUUAAUAUUAUUUUAUAGGACAAAUGCUGUAAAUGUGUAACAUUUCAGUUUUCUGUGUGUCGCUAGGAGUCUUGGCUCAUCAUUCUAGUUGGUUUCUGUGCGGAAGCUACAUUUCUUCCGUUGAUGGUCAUUCCUGUACGAGAUCACCAAGUCAGUGAGUUUCAUAAUAUUUUAAUUUCAAGACUUGAAGGAAAACUUGCUACAUGUCUGUCAGAAUUAUUGUCCAAUUAGGAGAAAUGUUAGAAUGUGAAUUAUAACUAUUUGUUUUGUUACAUCUUUACAGCAGUUAAGUCACAGUAACAGUUCUUAAACUACAGACCUGUAUAUUUACAAAAUAAAACAAAUUGAGAAAACUUGUAUUUAUAAUAUGUAAAAGUUGUUAUUGAUAUAUUAUAAAACUGGUAUUCAUAACAUGUAUUAAGUUUUUAAGAGUAGAAGGUGAAGUGUUGAAUAUGACAUAAAGGAAGCUUGUAAGUUACAUGUGAAGAAGAGAGAUUGAUGCUUUACAGUACACGAGAGUGCAGACCUGAAAUGAGGGGCACUUUGACAGAAUUUUCAUGAGAGUCUUCCAGUGAAAUUUAAUUUACAGCCGGAUAUUUUAUUUCACUUUAAGCAGAAAGUAAUUACCAUUGUCCUCUCUUAAUCAUUUUCAUAAUUCUGUCAUUGACUGUUUGUCAUUAACUCUUGUAAUGAGCAGGAGCUUGUUUAGUCCAGAACAGUUUUAAUUAGUAUCUGGCCACUCAGCAGCCCAAAUAAAAUCAUCAUCAGCUGCAACAUUUGGCCUCUUGACCUGUUCCAGUCUCAGGGCCAAUCAAAUUGAUUCUUCCAACUCCCCUUGGGGUGGUAGUAAAACAGCUUCCAAAGAAUAUGAUAAUAUGUGUUCUGAGUAGUUCUGUUGGUGGUCUUUUACGUAUCUCCUAGGUUGAAUAUAAUAUAGUUCUUGUCUAAUAUCUAUGCUUCUCUUCUUAUCCAUUCUUAUAUAACCUGCCACUGAUAUUAGGAAUCUCAGUAAACAAAUUGUAAUUUUUAUGUACAUGUGCAUGUAAAUUAUGCCACUCAUGGUAAUUUUUUAGUGCCUGAUAUGCUUUAACCUGUUUUAAUUCUCAAAAGUUAUUUUCAUCAUUUUUAAUAUGUUUUGAUGGUUUAUGAGUGUAUAAUUUGUUCAGUAUGAACAGUUUGUAAUGGAUUAUCAGUUUCCAGCUGCCAUGAUAAUAUAAUCAAUAAUUGUUGCCUUUUAAAAAGGAAGACAUCAAAUUCUGGUUUUGCUAGGGAUGUGCUGUUCAUUUAAAGUGACAGUACAGGAGAACAAUUGAAACUGCAGUUUUUGUGGCAUAUUCUUUUUGCCCAUUUGUAAACUUUCAGUCAAAAAUUCUGUUUCGGUGGUAGCUUUCAUGUUUCGUGUAAGGGUUUUUGGGUCAUUGCCUUGUCAGCCUGGUACAUGGGUAUCAAAUACAGUACGCAGGACUGUGUUACUAGCAUGAAACACAAUGGCACACUUGUGAGUCACUUCCACGGUGGUCUAUGACGUCAAGCUAGCAUCCCAUCAACUUAUUCACAAAAUAGUGACCAGGUAAAUGAGUAGUCACUUUUGUUUGUGACAGUACAGUGAUCUAACUCCCCUCAAGCCCCAAAAGAAUAGUGUUACCAAGUACCAUUCUGUACUUGCUAAUGGGAGUUGUUGGCUUGUAGGAUUAAGACCUUGUCCUCAUCUUUCCCUGCAUUGUGCUGUGUAACAAUUUUAAUUCCUGUGUUGUGUAAUGUAGAAAAAGUAUUGUGGUUGUGAAUAAUCAGUUUCUGUAGUUAAAUUAGAUAUAAGUUCUGAGACUGAAUUUGUAUCUCAGAUAAUUUGCAGUUAAAAGGAAUGUGACAUGUCCAAGAAUUUUUACAGCCCAUUCCAGUGCUUCAAUAUUUUGUAGCUAACCCUCAAAUACAGUGUUUUUGUCACGUACAGAUGUCUAAGAAUACAGAACAAAACAUAUGUAAAGAAUUUUGAUAACAGAUGCAACAAUGAGAUUAACUUAAGUUUUUGGGUGGGUCCAUAAAAAUGAUGAGCAUCCUGGAUGCCCUUCAGUCAUUAUAAAUGUUGAAUCAGUCGCCCAUGUGUGUGAUUUUGUGUGAAAUGUCAGAAAAUUUACUACCGGUGAAAGGACUGGAGAAGUAGAGUUUCUUACAACUCUAUCAUCCAGUUUUAUUAAUUUGGGAAUUGGGCAUGUACAGGUGUUUUCACUGCUGCUGGCACAGGAGCCCUAUGGGACAUUUUUCAGCUAAACAGUAUUCUUCAAUUGAGACCGAGAUUGAACAGUUUAAUGUUAUGCUGCUGUAUGACAAGGCUGACUGGACUGUGUAUUGUGACAAAUGUCAGGUAAAAGUUAAUAAAGGCUUCUGCUCUUUAGAGUACCAAAAACUUUUGUAUUUGCAGCAGCAGCAUACAGCCUGCCAGUCUUGUGCAGUGUGCAUGCAUUUUUUGUAAUUCUGCAUCACUAUAUAAUGACAAAUAGUUACCGCCCAGAUUACAUAUUUAAUUUUAAAUUAAUAAUUGAUGAAAAUAAAUGAGUAAUUGUGUUAAUGAAAAGUAUGAAAUGUGUGUGAACUUUUAUGCAAUUGUAAAGUUAGUAGUAUUUUUAGUGAAUUUCCAUAAAGUUUCAAUAACGUUACUUCAUUUAUAACCUGGCAGCACGUGAUUCGGUAAGAAGAGGUGAAUGUAACGUCAGGUCUCAAAAGGAUGAGAGUACCUGGUUUAGGGUUAGGUAGAAAGAUCGAACUCGAUUGUCGUGUUUGUCGGCAUAUCGCAAUACACGACAAUCUAAGGUAAAGGAGAAAAGCAUAAUUAUCCGUACAAGUGGAUGCGAAAAGCAGCGUUACACUGUGAUGCUCGCAACUGCGGACGGAAGAAGUUGCCACCGUAUGUGAUAUUUAAAAGGAAUAGUGCCAAAAGGCAAAUUACCGAAUGUUGUUCAUUUGCGUGCACAAGGCAAGGGUUGGAUGGAUACAGCAGUUGUGGUGUAGGGUUGGUUCCGCACAGUUUGGGAUCAGCGACAUGGCUCAUUGCUUCAAUGACAAUCUCUGUAUGGUGUAAGACUUGAGGUUCUCACAGCGGAAAGAUAAGAACACUGUCGGUUGAAAUGAUGUGUGACUAAAAAGUAAGAGCGUGAACAUGGUGAGGAUGAAAAUAGUUACGAAGAGCGUUUUAAAAACUAGGAUUACGAACGCUCUUGACGGAAAUGAUGACAUGAGAGUUGGAGACCAAAACGUGGAUAGAUAAUAAGCGCCAAAGAGCAGUUCCAAGGACGACAGUAUAGAGAUGAAUAAGGUCACAACAUAGUAGCUCUCCCAGGAGCUGACGAGAUUGUUGCUUGGUUGCAGCUGAGCUGCCUCGACUCUUGCUGGCACUGCUGAUGUUCUUAGGAGAUCCCCCAGUGGGCAGUAUGGAUUCAUGAGCUUGUGGCAGCUGUUCUGUGGUGUAAAAUAUGACAAAGAAUGGAAUGGAAGAAGGAAACAUAAUUGAAGGAAGGUGGAAUCAGAGAUAAAGGAAGAGAGAAAAGAAAGUAUAAAAGAAAAAUUAUAAAGAAGAUAUGAAAAAUCAAGGAAUGUAAGGAGAGAGAAGAAGUUAAAGAUAGGUAUGAAUGAGUAAAAAGAUUCAAAGUGCAUAAAUAGCACAAAGUGAUUAUGAAAUAAUAGCCACUUUUUUCUAAAUAAUGUCAUUAUCAUUCAGGGUAUGAACAAAGUUGACUUUGAUGUAUACCACUGAUGCAUAGAACUAUAAAGAAAUAGUUGCAAAUAUCAGUAUCUGCUUCAUUAUAUAAUGUAAUACUAAAGAUAUUUCAACAGUUAACAUGAGUCUGUGAAACACACAUAAAUACCAAAAGAAAAUCUUUAUAAAUUUCUGUAGUGUGGAAGAAUAUUGUCUGUGAUUUUAUAUGGUUCUGAAUAUUGGGCAUUAAUGAAUGAAUGACUGAGAAGAAUGGGGAAAACAGAAUUAUGUUUCCUCAGAUGGUCACAAAUGACUGAUCAUAAAUGUAAUAAAGAUAUCGUAGUAGAUGUGGAAUAACAGAUGUCAAUAUAAUAAUAAAUAUAUAUCCAAAUAAAUGGCUGGAAUAUUUGUAAAGAAUGCAUGAAAGGGCUGAACUGCAGAGCCACUGUAUCUAUAUAAACCUAAGGGUAGAAAAUAACUAAAAGUGAAAGGAAUAGUUUGUCUUUGUAACUGAAAUAGACAAAGAGUAUAAUUCGUGAUGAUGAUGAUAACUGACUAUGAUUGCUGUGAUUUCACUUCUAGUGUGUCACCCUAUGAAACUGUUGUUAUGUAAGAGAAUGUGACAUCACACCUGAAUAGUUUAUUUCAUUACUUACUUCCUAUGGUGUUUUCAAUGGCUUCUUGAGCCUUCUGAACUCCCAGACGGAAGCCUUCAAGCUCUGGACGCAGAUGCAAGCCUCUAUGAUAAUACAUUAAACUGUGCUCAAAGUCACCCAGAUGAUAGAGAGACUCAGCUUUCUGGAAAAUGGCUGAAAUAUAAGAUCACAGUGACAUUAGUAUAAAUAUGUGAAGUGUUUACAUUUGAUGUUAUGCAGUAAGGGAAGUCAGCUUGAAUUGCCAGGUGCCAUUAAUGUAGUUUAACUUUUAGUGGACUAGAUUUAAAUCUACCACUCAGAGAACUGGUGUCUGAAUUUAAUUUGGGCAGUUAUUUAGAAUUUUCUUUGUUUUGGAGGUAUUUAGUUUAUAAAAUUUACAGAAGAAUAUACAUUAAAAUUUGAAUGCAAAAUAUUGCAUCAGUUCUUUGAAGAGAUACAUAAAGCUGUAACAUGAUGUUUGGUAGCUGCUGAAAAACCUUAUUGUGGCUCAGCUCUGUUAGUGUAACCUGAAGGUUCUGCACUACAAAUGUCAAAGUAAUUCUUGUUUACCCAGUCUGUUAUGUCUUCAGCCCACUGUAAUCUUUCUGAACUGUGGUAUCUAACACAAAGAGAAUUGUGUUACUGAAGUUUAAUUUACUGGGAGAGAUAAUACAUUCUUUGGCUGUGAAAAUACAUUUUGUUGUAAACUGGUAGCAGUUUCAUAUUUUGUCUUGCUUUAAGAAGAAUUAAAAUGUGUAGAAUGGUACAAAAUACGAAGGUAAAACAUUAAUUUGCAGAGCAGAAAAUAAUAGUUCCCUGAAAAGCAAAUAAAUUUCUUGAUAACCAAGAACAUGUGCCAUUGUGCUUUCAUUUUCAGCUACUGGAGUUGUGCACUUGUGUGGUUUAGAGUGCAUUGUUGAUGAUUUUUUUCUUAAAUUAAAAACAGACUAAUUGCUGUACCAAAACCAGUGCUCACUGA